Labrus mixtus (cuckoo wrasse) is the source of this 2835-nucleotide messenger RNA. It is a transcript of the gene srpra, whose product is annotated as SRP receptor subunit alpha. Bases 135 to 2087 code for a protein of 650 amino acids. Gene Ontology annotation, molecular function: ATP hydrolysis activity; signal recognition particle binding; GTP binding. Gene Ontology annotation, biological process: SRP-dependent cotranslational protein targeting to membrane. The record is from RefSeq and is a predicted model, not a curated record. NCBI's taxonomy places the organism in Eukaryota, Metazoa, Chordata, Actinopteri, Labriformes, Labridae. Gene Ontology annotation, cellular component: endoplasmic reticulum membrane; signal recognition particle receptor complex. The transcript has 15 exons.
GAAAUCUCCGGAAGCACCCGUCACUUCCUGUUUCUGCUUCUGACGUGUCUAAAACAAUUCUGCUCUGGCGGUGGGCUUUUCUCGUGGGGGAUUUAUUUUCUAUUUAAGUAUUUAUCUGAUACGUGGUGUUCAAGAUGCUCGACUUCUUCACCAUCUUCAGCAAAGGGGGGAUAGUGUUGUGGUGUUUUCAGGGAGCCGGGGUCUCUGAGUCCUUCACUGGACCUGUCAACGCUUUGAUCCGCUCUGUGAUUCUUCAGGAGCGGAGUGGGAACAACUCAUAUACCCAUGAGGCCCUGAGUCUAAAAUACAAGCUCGACAAUGAGUUCGAGUUAAUUUUUGUGGUGGGUUUUCAAAAGAUCCUGACGUUGACUUAUGUGGACAAGUUCAUAGAUGAUGUGCAGCUCCACUUCAGGGAUCGUUAUAAGAAUGAGCUGGAGCAAAAAGGAGCUCUCAAACUUCUGAGUAACAACUUUGAAUUUGAAGAUGACUUUAAGAUGCUUCUCAGAGAGGCGGAGGAGAGCAGCAGAGCUCGAAGUCCCGCCCCCAUGCGGUCUUUUAAGGACUCUGAAAAAUCCCAAAAAACUGUGAAGUCAAUGAUUGAAACAAAGGGUGGAGACAAAGGCAAAGAAGUCAGUGGCAAGAAGAACAAAAAUACCAAAAAGGAGGCUCCUGCAGCUGAGCCUGCCAAAGUGGAUCAAAUCAAGAACUCAUCCUCUGGGCAGAAGACGGUGGAGAAUGGUAACCAGGGCAUGACGUCUGAUGAGAUCAUCCAGAAGAAGAGAGAGGAAUUCUUUCGCAAGCGCAUGGUGGUACCCACUGAAAAACCAACUAAGUCUCCAAAGCCUCAGAAGCCGAAGGAGAAGCAAAGGCGGGUUUGGGACAUGGGUGGCAGCAGCGCCAAGGAAUUGGACUACAGCGGAAGGAAUGAAAACGGUUCCCCCAAUGGUGGAGAACAGAAUCCUGAAACACAAUUUGACGCUGGGAUGCAGCUGAACUCCAUGAAGGGUGACCUGCUGUCUGUGGACUAUGAGUCCAGUGAGGACGAGGUGAUCGAGGAGGAAGAGGAGAGAGUUGUUAUAAGUGAAACGAGCAAGACAAGCUCCAAAAAAGGUGGUGGCUUUGGGGGCAUGUUUGGAAUGCUGAAGGGCCUGGUGGGGUCCAAGAGCCUGACCAGGGAGGACAUGGAGGCAGUACUGGAGAAGAUGAGGGACCACCUUAUCACAAAGAAUGUAGCAGCCGAAAUCGCCUCCCAGCUCUGUGACUCUGUAGCCAAAAAACUGGAAGGCAAAGUCAUGGGCACAUUCACCACUGUGGCCUCAACUGUAAAGCAGGCCCUGCAGGACUCCCUGGUGCAGAUCCUGCAGCCCAAGCGCCGGGUGGAUAUUCUGAGAGAUGUCAUGGAGGCGCAGAGCCAGCGUCGGCCUUUUGUCAUUACGUUUUGUGGUGUCAAUGGGGUUGGAAAGUCCACUAACCUGGCCAAGAUCUCAUUCUGGCUGAUAGAAAACGGGUUCACUGUACUGAUCGCUGCUUGUGACACUUUCCGUGCCGGAGCAGUGGAGCAGCUCCGCACUCAUCAGCGCCGUCUGAACUCUCUUCAUCCCCCAGAGCAUCACGGAGGGAGACCCGUAGUCCAGCUGUAUGAGAAAGGCUACGGGAAGGAUGCUGCUGGGAUUGCCAUGGAGGCCAUUGCCUAUGCUCGCAACCAGGCCUUCGACGUGGUGCUGGUGGACACUGCUGGGCGUAUGCAGGACAACGCCCCACUCAUGACGGCCUUAGCCAAACUUAUUGCAGUCAACAUGCCCGACCUUGUGCUGUUUGUGGGAGAAGCUUUGGUGGGAAACGAGGCUGUUGACCAGCUGGUGAAGUUCAACCAGGCUCUGGCAGACCACUCCAUGUCGGACAAGCCCCGCCUCAUUGAUGGAAUCGUUCUCACCAAGUUUGAUACCAUCGAUGAUAAGGUCGGUGCUGCCAUCUCCAUGACUUACAUCACAGGCCAGCCUAUUGUGUUUGUGGGCACCGGGCAGACCUACAACGACCUGCGCAGCCUCAAUGCCCGCGCCGUGGUUAGCGCCCUGAUGAAGGCUUAAGCGGCUGCAUGUUCUGCUGUUUUAUUCAUCGUCUCAACAAAAGCCAACAAUACCUUUUGCCACGCUGCCAUGAGAUGCUCCAGCCCUGCUAACCUGCGAUUUUCUUAACCUCCAGUCCUGGCCUGUUCCACUCUACUUUGCUACGAUUAGAGAACAAAUGUAGGAACAAGAAGGACUCCAUUCUCCCAGUAAAGGACAAGCUUAAAAGACAAAGCCAGAGGGGCAUCAUUUCAAAACUUUGAGGCCUACAUUAAGGUACCUCAGACCAGCCUGAGUUUUGAGAGACACAAGUUCAAUCAUGACAUUUUAGCUGACUAAAUGGACCUAGGCUGUAAAUGUCAACAGUUUACUGGUUUACACAGUAAAGACUUCCCAAACCUGGCAUUUUGUCAGUCACUUUUCCCCUCUUCAUGUAAAUGAGGUCAGGUUGUGAGGGCCUGCUGAAUGUGACAUUUCGGCAGCUGCCUGUGCCUGAGGAAAGCUUAGUGACCAUAGUGCCUAUCCGUCUCCUGUCUUCUUAGUUAACACUUUCACUACAUGGAUGGAUGGCUGUCCUUUUUAAAGUUCCAUGGCAUUGCAGCUAACUCCAGGCCUGAGGAGUUAGCAAUUAUGAUCUUACAUGUGCCCCUGACAAAAACAUAAAACAAUGCUUUGCUAAACAAGGUGAUGGACCCCAGGAAGAACAGCUGACCUCUCAGGUACAGCCAAUUGAAACCUAACAAAUAAACUGAUAACUGUGGGUGAACUA